Molecule: messenger RNA, 498 nt
Organism: Lactuca virosa
Lineage: Eukaryota; Viridiplantae; Streptophyta; Magnoliopsida; Asterales; Asteraceae
Source: the annotation of a GenBank genome assembly
AUGCUUCAAUUUUUGAAAGCAUUUCAGGCUAUUAAAUUAGCUUCUCGAAUGGCCUUUGAAGAAAAUGUGGUAAGUGGGGCAUACUACAACAUAGGUGAAAGUGUUGAUCCUUCAUUUACAACUUGUAACUCUAAGGGUGUUAGUGGACCAAUAGAUAGAUGGAUGGUGGAGGGACAGGAUGAUGAAAGAGAUGGUCAAGGACCUGUAAGAAUGACCCCGACGAAUGCUAAAGAGCAUCGAAACCAAGUUUGCUUGGAUAUUGGGAGGUUCAUUUACGAGAAUGGAAUCUUGUUUAAUGUAUCCAGUAGUCCAUCAUUUACUAAUAUGGUACAUUCUAUUGGAAACUAUAGACGCGGAUUGAAACCCCCUUCAAUGCAUGAGUCAAGAACUUGGAUCCUUCAAGAAGAAGUCAAGACAACGACAACAAUGGUGGAUGACAUAAAAGUAACUUGGAAGACAACCGAGGUGUCUUGUUAUCAGAUGGUUGGUCAGACAUGA